UGUGUGUGUGUGUGUGUGUGUGUGUAUGCAGUCGGACAAGCUGAACUCUCGUAUGAAGCAGCUGAAGAGGCAGCUUGAGGAGUCUGAGGAGGAGGCCCAGAGAGCCAACGCCAACCGCAGGAAACUGCAAAGGGAGCUGGAGGACGCCACCGAGUCAGCCGAUGCCAUGAACCGCGAGGUCAGCACCCUCAAGAGCAAGCUCAGGCGUGGGGACCUCCCCUUCACCAUGCGCCGCAUUGUCAGCCGCGCAGGCAUUGAGAGCGACGAGGAGAGCGAGCCCAAGAGCGAGACACCUGAGCCCAAGCCUGAAUGAACAGCCACAGUGUUCCCUUCUGUCCAUAGGAUUGAACUGCAACAGUCGUACAACACACACAAACCCAUACAUACACCACUUAAAGUAACGCAUGCACUUACAGGGGGACACAAACAUGAUACUGUAUGAUUUAGAGGCAGUAAAUAUACUUCACAGCCAAACCUCAGUCUGUCUUUUAAUGGGAGACUUGACAAUCUAUGUACACUUAUAUUCCAUACAAGCCAAUACAACAGUACUUCAGACAAUCACCAUACUGUCAUAACUCAUACAAAUUUGUGGGCCAAAUUUAUUUUCUCCUGCUUCAUUCUCUGGGAAAAAAAUAAAAAUGAAUGAUAUUUUUGUAAGGAAACAUUCCAUUAGAAAUAGUCUUUUUGGGCUCUUUUUCUAACUGAAGCAAGAACGAACGAAAUGAAUAUAAAUAAAUGAAGAAGGAUUACUCGAAGGGGACCAAAGUAAUAUCGCAAUCUAUAGAUUUGUAUUUUAUGCUGUAGUUUUUAUAAUGGUCAAGUAUGAAAGUACUACACGUCUAUUAUGGCUCUCGCUCGCUCUCACCUCAGUUUAUAAUGGAGGUUUAUGUGCUCAAUUGUACCGUAUUAAUUUAGCUGCAGAUAGUACUUAAAACAUAUGCUUUUGGGCUUAAGAAAACGAUACAUCUAUAGACGCACAAAAAGCACACAGAAUUAGAGAAACGCAUUAAUGUACAAACAUUUGAUUUGUGCUGAAUUGUCUUUUUGCACUGAGAUGUGUGACUCUGGAUUAGAAAUGAUAGACCGCUGGUGCAUUAAAUUGAAGACAUUGAUAGACGGCAGAUGCACCUCAAACAAGAAAAUACCAAUUCAGAGGAACUGCACGCUCCUAUGUAUUCAUGCCAACACACACUAAAGCCUUACAGUCAAAUUCUACUGUUCAAGGUUGUUAUUACCUGGAUCCACAUAUUUCUUUACUACUAUCAAUGUUUCUAUUGAUGCGCAGGGCGACGGUUACGGGGUGGUGGGGUAGUUUAUUACUCACGACACGCUGUAUUCUCAGAGCACUGCUUGGUGGGGUAUAGGGGUGGUUGAACAGAAUAAAGCAUGUUGGGAUAAGUUGGACGUUACAUUUUGCAGCGCCGUGGCCGAACACAUCACAUGAUAUCCUGAUGGCAUCUUUUUACUUUCUCUGACAGAUGACUCCCUGUUGAUAUGCCUGGCCAGGUGUUAAUCCCAUGUAUUUAAGGGAUGGGGUGAGGUGGAUGAGUGAAGGUGCUUUAGGUCUGGGUGAAGUGACCCCUGCAGGCUGUGCUCAGGGUUGCCUUUUUUGCUCACACUGCUGGGAAGUGAGAGGAAUUUGUUAUUAUUAAUGAUGGAUAACAGACAAAAGAUCACUCUCUCUCGCACUUGGAAGCAAAAAAGAAAUCUCAAUUUUGUACUGUUUAUUUUCUCUGCAGCUCUGAAAAAAACGACAUCUUGAUGAGUUGUGAAUUGUUGGUAUUGCAAUAAAUAUGGCUUUCUAAACUGCAA
Oncorhynchus nerka (sockeye salmon) is the source of this 1812-nucleotide messenger RNA. RefSeq names its product myosin-9 (gene myh9b). The transcript is spliced from 2 exons. The record is from RefSeq and is a predicted model, not a curated record. Bases 26 to 313 code for a protein of 95 amino acids. Gene Ontology annotation, cellular component: bicellular tight junction; myosin complex. Lineage: Eukaryota; Metazoa; Chordata; Actinopteri; Salmoniformes; Salmonidae.